Messenger RNA from Sitophilus oryzae (rice weevil), 811 nucleotides. RefSeq names its product elongation factor 1-beta'-like. NCBI's taxonomy places the organism in Eukaryota, Metazoa, Arthropoda, Insecta, Coleoptera, Curculionidae. The record is from RefSeq and is a predicted model, not a curated record. Gene Ontology annotation, cellular component: eukaryotic translation elongation factor 1 complex; cytosol. Gene Ontology annotation, biological process: translational elongation. Gene Ontology annotation, molecular function: translation elongation factor activity; guanyl-nucleotide exchange factor activity.
UCACAACUGUCAUCUGUCCUUUUUCAAGAUCACCAGCUGUCAAAGCCGAUCUCGUAACUUUUCGUAGGGCGAAAAAUUAAAUAAAAACAUUAAAAAUGGCCUUUGGAGAUCUUAAAACUGAGAAAGGAGUCAACGAACUCAACAAGUUCUUAGAGGACAAAAGUUACGUUAGCGGAUACACCCUAUCCCAAGCCGAUAUUGACACAAUCAACCAGCUAGCCAAGGCCCCAUCAGCAAAUCAACCGCACGCCCUACGUUGGUACAACCAUGUUAAGUCUUUCUCGGCUGAAGAACUGAAAGGUAUCGGGGCCUCUCCGUUGAAGGCCGGUACCACCACAACUGCUCCAGCGGCCGAUGAUGAUGACGAUGUUGAUUUGUUUGCAUCAGACGACGAAGAAGAAGAUGCAGAGGCCGCUAGAAUUCGCGAAGAGCGCGUUAAGGCUUACGCAGAAAAGAAAUCGAAGAAACCCGAACUCAUUGCCAAAUCUAGUGUUGUGUUAGAUGUGAAACCUUGGGACGAUGAAACUGACAUGAAGGCGUUGGAAUCUAGUGUUAGAACAAUCCAAAUGGAAGGUUUGGUUUGGGGAGCUUCAAAAUUUGUUCCAGUCGGUUAUGGAAUCAAUAAGUUACAAAUUAUGUGCGUUGUUGAAGACGCGAAGGUGUCUAUUGAUGAGCUCACAGAAAAGAUUCAAGAAUUCGAAGAUUUUGUUCAGUCUGUCGAUGUUGCAGCCUUUAAUAAGAUUUAAACAGCCAUAUUUUUCAAUUAUUUCUAUGUGUAAAACACUUUAAAAAUAUAUUUUCAUAAAAUUAA